UAGCUGAGCUGUAAAUGGGCUGCGGGGCUGGCUGCUUUCGUCGGGUUGGCAGUGAUAUUUUUCAGAGCCGUUGCUCUACUUCGAGAGCGACAGCUAAUCUGUUGUUGGGCUGGUUUUAUUGCUGCUGAAAAGUUUCCACCUGCGGCUAGGCCAUUGCUGAGAGCUUUGAGUCGGUGACUGCAACGCUCGCAUCAGCCGUUCUUCGCGUGUGGGACUUGGAGCUUGGUUAAGGAAAAUGGCGCGAUCUGCCUGAGUGCGCUUGGGCUCCUGGGCCGCGGUUAGCUGAGGCUGCCCUUCGGCUCAUCCCAGCACACCGCGAGUCGUGGCCUGGGAUAAGCAGCAAGAGCUGCCAACGGGCCUUGGCUGCCGUUCUGCUUCCUGAGCGGGCGUAGCGCUGACUGCUGCACCCAGAUCAUGAGUGGAGUGCGCCAGGUUGAUGUAGAAGCACUGCUGUGGACAUUUUCAUUUUACAUAUUGUGUGUGACUUCAGUGAGCUAAGAUAAAGUCUUAGUGUAGGAAAUACUUCUCCUGCUCGUUACUGCCUUUGUUUUUGAUACUAAUAAAGCAGUGCAGUUUUGGCUUAGUGACGGUAGGAAGGAGAUGGUUUGUAUUGGAUGUCAGACGUGGUUAUGUAACGUUAUCUGGUGAUCUCACUGCCUUUUGGCUGAUGGCAGAAUUGGCAGCCUGCUGUAAGCAAAAUCUGAGGAGAUUUAUUGCAGUAAAUGGCAGCACUGGGUAUAUUUGUUUUAAUUGUAGGUGGGUUCUUUGAGCAUUUCCACACUGCCAUCGUGGGUCACUAGGUUGCUGCAAAACAUUAACUUUGAAAGCCAUUGGCAUAACACGGUAGCUAUAAAUACUGUCCAUAUGAAAUACAGCAUUUCUAAAGGAAGGCUCUGCCAUGCAAGGCUGUAUUAAACUCUGUCAGAUGAUAGCAUAAAAUUUGAAAGCUGUAAAAUUGUGUAUUUUUAAAUAGCAAUAAAAAGUUAUUUAACUUGCACUCUGUACAAUGCUACAGACACUGCUGAUUUCAGCAUAAAGAAAAUGUUUUUUCCUUGCAGUUGUAGAACAAGAACAGGGAUGCAAUAAAAAAUGGAAAAUCAAAAGGUGCAAAAACCACAAUGUGAUAUGAAAACAGAUUUGAACUUACUGCUUGAAUGCCUUAAAUACCAGAUGGACUGCCCUUCAUCCCAGAAAGAGGCUUUGAUCACUAUUUAUUCAAUUUGUCAACAAAAUAGUGAAGCUUGUGAAUAUUUACGAGAAAUUGGUGGUUUGGGGUUUAUAAAUGAUCUUGCAAAGUCAAGUGCUCAUGGCAUAGUGAAGGAAGCAGCUUUAUUUACACUAGGAAUCAUAAUAGAGAGUAAUGUUUACUGCCAACAAACUUUGUGUUCUUCUGCAUUAUUUGAGGACCUCAUUUCAUUCUUAAUGAAUAAGGAUUCUGGUGUGAACUUGAAAAGAAUGUCUGUUUAUGUCAUCUUGGCACUGGUUUCAAAUAAUAAACUUGGCCAAACCUAUGUCAGAGAAACAGGCUGCAUUGAUCUGCUGCUGCAGUUAUUCAGAACAACUCUUUCCACACCUGAGCUGAAUCUGUCAGAUGAAAAUACAAAUAGCUGCUACCAGCUGUGGUGUUCAGUCUGUAGCACUCUCUGUGCCUGUGUUAACAAUCCUCAGAAUGCCCCCGUGCAGAAAUAUUUUGUUUCUGUUGGAGGAUUGGACACCUUGGCUCAACUCCUCCUCAAGCUGAUGCGUGAUGAUUCCUGUCUGAGUCACCCUAGCACGAAGCUUGCAAUAGUAGUAACAAAGACUCUGGAUGCCUGCAUUGCUAAUGACUCUGCCAUGGCUGUUGUUUUGGCGAAGUAUCACACUGUGUCAGAACUGCUGAACCUACUGUCUAAUGACACUCUGGAUACGGGAGAAAAAAUGAGUGUUAUUCUAACAAUUGGACACUGUACUGAAGUCUCUGAAGAAAACCAGUGUGAACUGCUCAAGAACAAUGGUCUUCCACUUAUGAUUCAGGUACUAACUGAGUCUCAGGAUGAGGAACUACACAAAGCUGCUACUUUUGUGCUGCAGAACUGCAAGCAAAUGACUAAACAAUUGUCCUUGAAAAUAAAUGAGAAGUCCCUAAGUGUGAAGAAUGCAGAAGAGCUGGAGGUGGACAUGCAAAUCAGAGAAAGAAAUCAACGAAACUACUGGAAGAAAGCAAAAGACAUUCUGCACAGAAUAAACUUGAUUGAAAAAGAACAUGAGGAGAUCAGCAUGUUUAUGGAGGAAGGAGCGGAAGGAAGACCGUUUGAGAGGAGUUCAUGGGAUUUUGAUGCUUCAAUGCUGGCUUCUGAAGUGAAUCCCAGUGAUACAAAAGCAUGUAUAGAAAGAAUGUGCAAAGAAUUAUGUGGUCCACAGUUAACUUCUAAGUUGGAUGACGGAGUUCUUGCUCUAGCUGCAAAUUCUUCUGCACUGACUGAGAAUCCAGUAAAUGCUUCUGCUAGAAAAAGUAAACAGAGUGAUAUUCCACGUUCAGUUUAUGCGAUGCAGUCAGACACUGCAAUUCAAAGUUGUAGUGUAAAUGAAAAAACAGCAGGUGAAAAAAGUCAGUCUGUUCUUCAGCUAAGGAAAGGCUUACUUCAACAACCAGGGAAGACUAUUAAGCAUAUGAAAUGGGCAAGCACACCAGACCAACAUUCAUUCUACUCAGAGAUAACAAAGGAAGAAAAAAUUAAUUUGAUUACAACUGCAUCCCUUAAAAUGACAGACUUCCUGUGUUUGGGUUGUACAACAACAGGACUGUCUUUCAAUAGCAGAACUUUUAGUAAGAUGUUGCAAACUUGUCCAUACCUGUGUGGCCGUCACAGAGUCAUUCUGGAAGCUGAAGAAAGAUAUAAAAAGAAACUUCAGAAAUCAUGUGGCUCUAACAGAAGACAUGCAGCUUAUGAGAAGAUAGUGCUGACUCCAGUGAAGAAAGGAAAACUGCUAGUAGAGACAUCUUUAAAGAGCAAACAGGAUAAUUUCCAAAGUAUUCUUUUGACUCCAAUUAGAAAAAGCAAACCCAAUACUUUGAAUAGAUAUCAGCAUAAUAAAAAUACUCGGUUAUCUGAAGAAUAUAACUUGCAACCAACAUAUGAAAAAUAAACAAGAAAAACAAGGAUCAUCAUCAAAGUCUUUCAAGAGAAUUUUGGAUUUUAAUACAUGAAGUUGAAGAACAGCAUUGUUAACAGUGAGGUACAGUUACUACAAUUCCAACUUCUAGAGAAUUUAGAUGAGUUCAGACCCAUGUUUUGUACUGCUAACAUUCAUAACAAUUGUUAUGCUUUGCAGAUUUCAGUUAAACUGUAAGUUUUUC
Messenger RNA from Lagopus leucura (white-tailed ptarmigan), 3337 nucleotides. RefSeq names its product telomere repeat binding bouquet formation protein 1 (gene TERB1). The record is from RefSeq and is a predicted model, not a curated record. Lineage: Eukaryota; Metazoa; Chordata; Aves; Galliformes; Phasianidae. The coding region runs from base 1090 to 3126 and encodes 678 amino acids. Gene Ontology annotation, biological process: meiotic attachment of telomere to nuclear envelope; homologous chromosome pairing at meiosis. The transcript has 17 exons.